AUGGGAGAAAUGAUCCAAGAACCAAAGAACUCAAAACUCAAUGAUGCAUUUUCUUAUUUGGAGUUCAUGUUCUGUAAAAGAGGGAAUGUUGGGUAUGCAAUGCAGUUGGUGGAGAAAAUGGAGGAACAUGGCUGUCCACCCAACACAGUUACUUAUAAUUCACUUGUUAGAGGGCUUUGUAUCCAACGGAACCUGCAACAAAGUUUGCAGCUUUUGGAUAAACUUAUGCGAAAGGGGCUGGUCCCAAAUGUACUUACUUACUCAUUCUUGCUUGAAGCUGCUAACAGGGAGAGAGGGGUAGAUGAAGCAAUGAGACUGUUGGAUGAGAUAAUUGCUAAAGAAACUGGUCUGGAGUUUUGCAACAAAGAAAUUAAGUUAAGGGAUAGUUCCUUCUAUGGAGUUUUAGCUGAUAUAGAAGAUUCAGAGUCUGGGAAGUUGAGCAAUGUCAUCAAGAGCCUUCCAAUCAUUGCAUUGCUUCCCAAGUGGAAGUAUUGUAGACUCAAAAUUCCAAUGAUUGCUGAUUUGGGAGUUGUCCCGAUUCAUGAUAAGCUCCAGGAAAGUCAUUUGCGAUGGCAUGGCCACAUUCAACAAAAGGCCUUGAGAUGCAACUGUAAGGAGGAGUGA
Macadamia integrifolia is the source of this 624-nucleotide messenger RNA. RefSeq names its product pentatricopeptide repeat-containing protein At5g16420, mitochondrial-like. Lineage: Eukaryota; Viridiplantae; Streptophyta; Magnoliopsida; Proteales; Proteaceae. The transcript is spliced from 3 exons. Gene Ontology annotation, molecular function: protein binding. The coding region runs from base 1 to 624 and encodes 207 amino acids. The record is from RefSeq and is a predicted model, not a curated record.